GUUUCAUCUUCUACUCGUUCGAAGAAUCGAAUCUCUGUGUCCCUUGUCUCAAAAUCCCUAAUUUGCAGUCCUUUCUUCUUGUUUGCUUCUCGAUUUUAUCUCUAUUUCCCUAAUUUGUAGAAGGCAUUUUUCUAUUUUCCUCUGAAUCUUCUCUUUCUUUAUCGUAAGCGGGCCUUAUUCUCUCUUCAACAAUUUCUCUUUUUUCUCGAUCUCCUCUCAUACUUUCCACCUUCUCAGAGAGAGUAUAACGCAGGUUUCUUCUUCAGGAUCCGUAAAUCAGCGAUGAGUUUUCUGUUUGGAAAGCGAAAGACCCCUGCAGAACUUCUGCGGGAGAACAAACGGAUGUUAGAUAAAUCUAUUCGAGAGAUAGAGAGAGAAAGACAGGGUUUACAAGCACAGGAAAAGAAGCUUAUUAUGGAAAUCAAGAAAACAGCAAAACAGGGUCAGAUGGGUGCGGUGAAAGUAAUGGCAAAAGACCUUAUCCGGACACGACAUCAAAUAACAAAGUUUUAUGCUCUUAAAUCCCAACUCCAAGGUGUAUCUCUGAGGAUUCAGACACUUAAGUCCACACAAGCAAUGGGGGAGGCCAUGAAAGGUGUUACUAAGGCAAUGGGACAGAUGAACAGGCAGAUGAACCUGCCUGCCCUGCAGAAGAUAAUGCAAGAGUUUGAGAGGCAGAAUGAAAAGAUGGAGAUGGUAACAGAGGUAAUGGGUGAUGCCAUUGAUGACGCCUUGGAAGGAGAUGAAGAGGAAGAAGAAACUGAAGAACUUGUCAACCAGGUUCUUGAUGAGAUUGGAAUUGAUAUUGACUCACAGCUUCUUAAGGCGCCGUCAGCUACUGUGAGUGCUCCUGCAUCAACUACCAAGGUUGCACAAGCUGAGACAGCAGGAGGAGAAGAAAAUGGUAUUGAUAGCGAUUUACAAGCAAGAUUGGACAAUUUGAGAAAAAUGUAGUUCUUAUCACGGUAUGAAUUUGUGAAACCUGUGCAUGUUUGAUGUUGUAUUUCCUCUAUAGUUUUAGUGGAAUGCUUGUUUCUAAAUUCUUGGUAUUGUGCAUUCGCUGUAAAUUGGUGCUUUGUUUUGGUAACUUGGGGUGUAAAUAUAUAUAUGUAGCCACAUAUGUCUACCCCAUCCGGGCAUGCUAUUUGAUCAGAAAAUGGAAAGUGAUGCACAGAUUGAAAUGAGAAAUGAGAAAAGAAUGUAGUCAUCUUCAUUUUC
Messenger RNA from Amborella trichopoda, 1218 nucleotides. The record is from RefSeq and is a predicted model, not a curated record. NCBI's taxonomy places the organism in Eukaryota, Viridiplantae, Streptophyta, Magnoliopsida, Amborellales, Amborellaceae.